AUGUCUUGGCUCAAGUUACACAACCCUACUAUAGAAUGGACUACCAAGCGUGUAAUGUUUAACUCUGUAUACUGUAGUACAACUUGUUUUUCUUCUUCUUCUCAUAUUAUCCUGGGAAACACUGGUGGGACUGCCAACCACCUUGAAAGUGUACCAGAAGACCUAGGAGGUGCUGAGGCUCCUUAUGAGGCUCUUGAAAGUAUCCCUAGGGACCCUGGAGGUGCUGUGAAUCAUUCACUUGAAGGCAUCCCAGAGGAACUCUGUGACUAUGCAGAGGUAUUUUCUGAGGACAAGGUGACAGAGUUGCCUCCUCAUCGCUCCUAUGACUUGGAGAUAGUCCUCCAAGAUCAAACCAAACAGGUUAAAGGACCUGUCUAUCCCCUUAGACCUUCUGAUGAUGAGGAACUCAAGAGGAUCCUAAAGGAACAGCUGGACCAAGGCCUUAUCAGGCCCUCAAAAUCCCAUUACAGCUCUCCUGUGAUCUUUGUUCCCAAAAAGAAUGGCAAAAGGAGGAUGUGCAUUGACUAUCGUGCACUGAAUGCCAACACAGUCAAGAACUCUUACCCCCUUCCUUUGAUUUCCAAUCUCAUUGAGAAGUUAAGGGGUGCAAAGUGCUUUACUGCUCUGGACCUUAAAUCUGGAUAUAACCUUGUCAGAAUUAAGGAAGGAGAUGAAUGGAAAACAGCAUUCAAGACUAAAUAUGGCCUUUUUGAAUACCUGGUUAUGCCCUUUGGGCUGUGCAAUGCCCCAGCUACCUUCCAGCAUUUCAUGAAUGAUAUCCUGAGGGACAUCUUAGAUGUCUAUGUGAUAGUGUACUUGGAUGAUAUCCUUAUUUUCUCCAAAUCCAGAGAAGAACAUGUUACCCAUGUCAGGGAAGUUCUCAAAAGGCUACAGAAGCACAAGUUGUACUGUCAGCUUGAGAAAUGCAGGUUCUUCCAGGAUCAAGUACACUACUUGGGAAUCAUAGCCAAUGGGGAAGGGGUAUGUGCAGACCCUGAAAAAAUUUCCAAAGCUGUUGAUUGGGCAACACCCCAGACAGUUAAAGGGGUUCAAGAGUUCUUAGGUUUUGUCAACUUCUACAGGCGGUUCAUUAUGAACUUCUCCAAGCUUGCAUAUCCACUCUACCAACUGUUGCGCAAGGAGAACCCUUGGAAGUGGGGUGCUGAACAGCAGGAGUCUUUUGACAACCUAAAAAGAGCUCUGAUUGAAUCCCCUGUCCUCAUUCAGCCUGAUGUUUCAAAAGAGUUCUUCCUUGAGUGUGAUGCAUCAGAUUAUGCAACUGGUGCAAUCCUUAGCCAAAAAGGUGGAGAUGACAAACUCCAUCCUGUGGCCUUCCUUUCAAAGAGCCUAUCACCUGCAGAAUGCAACUAUGACAUCUAUGACAAAGAGUUGCUUGCAGUGAUUAGAGCAUUGAAGGAAUGGAGACACCUUUUGGAAGGCUCUGAAAUCCCUGUCAAAGUCCUCACAGAUCACAAAAACCUGGAAUAUUUCCAAACAAAGAGGGAACUUAACAGGCGUCAGGCUAGAUGGAUGGGAUUUUUGGCAGACUAUAACUACAGAAUUGUUUACAGGCCUGGCUCCCAAAACAAAAAAGCUGAUAUCCUUUCCAGGAGAGAAGACCUGAAAGGGGAGGCUAAAGGGGGGGGUGAAGCCCCUGCACUUAUUGCACCAGAGCUUUUUAUAUCUUCAAUUCUCACAGACAGUGACCUCAAUGACCUUAUCAGAGAUGCACUGCCUGAUGACAAAACUGUUGCCAAAAUCCUGAAGUCCUUGGAGGAAAACAUUCCUGUUAAAGGCUGGUCUCUGGAUAAUGGGUUGCUCUACUACCACCAGUGCAUUUAUGUACCCAAUGAACCAGAAAUCAGGCGCCUUGUCCUUGAAAGCAGGCAUGAUAAUCCUUCCACAGGCCAUCCAGGACAGUGGAGAACCAUGGAGUUGCUGUCGCCAUUAUUAUUGGUCUGGGAUGAAGCAAUCUGUGGCCAAAUACAUUCAGGCAUGUGA
This is a messenger RNA of Rhizoctonia solani, 2001 nucleotides long. RefSeq names its product Transposon Tf2-7 polyprotein. The record is from RefSeq and is a predicted model, not a curated record. NCBI's taxonomy places the organism in Eukaryota, Fungi, Basidiomycota, Agaricomycetes, Cantharellales, Ceratobasidiaceae. Bases 1 to 2001 code for a protein of 666 amino acids. The transcript has a single exon.